This is a messenger RNA of Oenanthe melanoleuca, 1908 nucleotides long. It is a transcript of the gene U2AF1, whose product is annotated as U2 small nuclear RNA auxiliary factor 1. The record is from RefSeq and is a predicted model, not a curated record. NCBI's taxonomy places the organism in Eukaryota, Metazoa, Chordata, Aves, Passeriformes, Muscicapidae. Gene Ontology annotation, molecular function: metal ion binding; pre-mRNA 3'-splice site binding. Gene Ontology annotation, biological process: mRNA splicing, via spliceosome. The transcript is spliced from 9 exons. Gene Ontology annotation, cellular component: U2AF complex; spliceosomal complex. The coding region runs from base 1078 to 1791 and encodes 237 amino acids.
AUUUUAUAAUGCUAAGUGUUUGUUUUCAAAAACAUAAUGAAGAGUGAGCAUGUUGCAAUUUUACAGUAGAAUGCUUUGCUAGAGAUCAGAUGUGCUUUAGUACUUUAAUAAUUCUCCCCUCCAUGAGUUGAUGUUGAUUACACAGGAUUGUGGAAAAGAAUUGGUGUUAAUUAUGGGAAUAAUAAUUUUUCUUCCAGGAGAAUUUUAAUAUUUCACUUACCCAUAUAUAGUCCAUAAUAGUUUUCUUGCCCUUCAGAAUUUUGCAUUUCCCAGUCAAGGUAACUAAACUCCUUGUGGUUUUCUUUCAUCAUUCUAUGUGAAUUACACCUUUUUGUGGGAGUUCUAGUAGCGUUUCUAAACUCAGAUCAUUAUCAAGGUGCCAUGAGAUGGAUCUUUCAAGAAAAGCUUGUGAUUUAAAACAAAAAGCAGCUUACUCUUAAAAUCAUUAAUUAUAUUCAUGGAAAUGGCUUAAAUAAAUGAAUUAAUUUUGCUUAUGUGUAUUCUUUCUGUAACAUGAUUUUCUCUUCCCUGAGUUAUUUCGGAUAUUGUGUUGUAAGCAGCCUGAGUUACCCUUAGAGUAUAAUUUAAACAGGUGGUUUAUAAAACAUGAGAGAGGUGCAACUGUGUCAGUUUUAAAGGAGAUUUUAUUGCCUGGACCCAGGGCUGCAUCAACUCGGCCACAGAGCUCCCAGUGUAAAUUUUCAGACGUUUUUUUCGUUACUUUCCAUCCCAUCACCCACUGAAACUGAUGUAAAGACAAGAAUGGAGAAGCGGAAGAGUAAAACAGAGAUCACUUCUGUGUGGUGCAUCAUGAAACCACUUUGGGGGAAAUUGGUCAGAUACUGGCUGUAAAUUAGGGGUAAAAGGAAUGAAUAUAGACAGGUUUGUUGGAAUGCUUUCCUGUACAGUUUUGAUGUGGGCUUUUUUGUGUGUUACUUCUCCACAUCAAGAUAAAGACAUUUAGGGCAUAUGCUUUUUUGAAAAUUAUUGUUUUCUGUGCCAGUGUGUAACUACCUUAUUCAUUUUUUUCUUGCAGAGUCAACUGCUCAUUUUAUUUCAAAAUUGGAGCUUGUCGCCAUGGAGACAGAUGUUCUCGGUUGCACAACAAACCAACAUUUAGCCAGGAAGCGAUGCUGUUGUAAGCUUGCCUGUAGUAGAGACCAACCAGUGCUAACUUUCAGACAACUUGAUUUUAAGAAGAACGGUACAAAUACCAUCUUGAUUCAAAACAUCUAUCGUAACCCCCAAAACAGUGCACAGACGGCUGACGGCUCACACUGUGCUGUGAGCGAUGUUGAGAUGCAGGAACAUUAUGAUGAGUUCUUUGAGGAGGUCUUCACAGAAAUGGAGGAGAAAUACGGUGAAGUUGAGGAGAUGAACGUCUGUGAUAACCUUGGAGAUCAUCUAGUUGGAAAUGUAUACGUAAAGUUCCGCCGUGAAGAAGAUGCCGAGAAGGCUGUGAUCGACCUGAACAAUCGCUGGUUUAAUGGGCAGCCCAUCCAUGCCGAGCUCUCCCCUGUGACCGACUUCAGAGAGGCCUGCUGCCGUCAAUACGAGAUGGGAGAGUGUACACGAGGAGGUUUCUGCAACUUUAUGCAUUUGAAGCCCAUUUCUCGGGAGUUAAGGCGUGAGUUGUAUGGGCGACGUCGUAAAAAGCAUAGAUCCAGGUCGAGGUCCCGUGAGCGCCGGUCGAGAUCCAGAGAUCGCGGCCGUGGCGGCGGCGGAGGAGGCGGCGGCCGUGAGCGGGACAGGAGGCGGUCAAGAGAUCGUGAGCGGUCCGGUCGAUUCUGAGCCAUGCCAUUUUUACUGUAUGUCUGCUAGAAAGUGUUGUAGUUUGACCAAACAAGUUCAUAAUGACAUUUUUUUUAAAGAUGGGCUUCUGAAUAAAAAAUUUGUAGUGAUACAGUA